Molecule: messenger RNA, 1218 nt
Organism: Punctularia strigosozonata HHB-11173 SS5
Lineage: Eukaryota; Fungi; Basidiomycota; Agaricomycetes; Corticiales; Punctulariaceae
Exons: 9
Coding region: 74-1084 (336 amino acids)
Source: RefSeq, a predicted model, not a curated record
CUCGAUCCUACCCGUUCCUUCCUUUCCCCCGACCCCUCGUUCCAGGCCAGGUGUUCGACGAUAGGGUCUCGUCAUGGCCGUUGCUGUCACGAUGGACAACACCUUCGGUGCUACCUUUAUAGGACUCGUGGCGUCCGCAAUAUUAUUUGGCAUCUCCAAUUUGCAACUGUAUUACUACUACAACCGAUACGAAAACGACAGCAGAUCGCUCAAGGCAGCUGUCGCCUUUGUAUGGAUAUUGGACGCGCUCAUCCUCGGGUUCAAUUGCCAUGCCGUGUACUAUUACCUCGUCUCCAACUGGGGUGACCCUGUAGCACUCGACAACUUCAUCUGGAGCAUGAAGGUUCAAAACUUCCUCACCGACAUCAUGCUACCGACAGUGCAGACGCUAUACGCCAUCAGAAUAUAUCGUCUUAGCGGAGGAAGAAAAUUCAUUCCGGGGAUCGUGGGUGUUGCGGUGGUCGCAGCAUGGGGCGUGGCGCUUGCCGCAGGGGUGCAAGUCGCGAAGAUCAAGACGUUUUCUGGCGUUCACGAUGCUAGGUGGGCGCUAUAUGCGUCGUUUAGCACAGCAACCGCGAUAGAUAUCUUGCUAUCCACCUGCAUGUGCUAUUACCUCCAAAUGGGCAAAUCCAUGUUCAAACCGACUAACUCGAUGUUGAACAUGCUUAUCUUCUGGGUGUUAAGCACGGGACUUCUGACCAGUGCUUGCUCCUUGGCCAUCGUGCUCAUCUACGCGAUCAUGCCCAACAACCUCAUCUACCUCGGCCUCGACUUCCUCAUCACCAAGCUCUACAUGAACUCCUUCCUCGCCAUGCUCAACGCCCGGAAAUCCAUCCGCAAGCGCGCCGAAAACUCCUCCCGGGGCGUGACCAGCUCCUCGGGCGGCGUCCACAUCGACUCGCGCUCGCGCGGCCCGAUAUCGAUCACCGUUACCCAGGACAAGUAUCGCGACGUGGACGUCAUCCCGCUGCACGGUCGGGGCCACUCGCACUCGACCACGGACCCAUCGCCGAUCGAGGCGGACGACAAGGUGAUGCCGCGGUUCAAGGUGCCCGGCGCGGCGCAUUUCCGCGCCGACGUUUAGAGUUGGGGGUUUGGAAACAUCGGGUCGCAGGGAGGAAAAGUAUUUUGGAAUAAAAUGUUAUAGUAUAUUUUACACAGACUAUGCGGAAAUGUUCCGUGUCCCGUUGAAGAGAUCGUAUGAGAUCCAUUGCCAGU